CUCCCUUCUCCACUGAGAACGCAAACCUUGUGGUAUCCGAACGCGACUCUUUGGAUGAUGCUUCGCUCUUUUUCUCGUCGGCUCCCUCGACGUAUCCCUCUUCGAUCCGUCACUGAAGGCUGUCUGUCGCGCUCCGCUGUGCGCUCCUUCACAUGCGGUUAUCCGCGGAUGUCGGCAUCAUCGCUCUCCCCCGUGGAACCACCCGUCUCAGCAACGUUACCUGCGGACUCAUACCAACUUCUUUCGACAGCAGACAAGACCGGGGUAGCUGAGGAUGCUCUCUACGAACAGCAAAUAAAAGAUGUGGAAGAAUGGUGGCAAUCUCCCCGCUUCGAGGGCAUCAAGCGGCCUUACUCCGCCGCGGAUGUCGUCAGCAAACGCGGUUCCCUACAACAAACAUACCCGAGUUCGUUGAUGGCACGGAAGCUCUUCCAUCUGCUGAAUGAGAAGGCAGCGCAAGGAAAGCCUGUUCACACGAUGGGCGCCAUUGACCCGGUCCAGAUGACGCAGCAGGCACCUCACCAGGAGGUCCUGUACAUCUCGGGAUGGGCUUGCUCGUCACUCCUGACGACGACCAACGAGGUGUCUCCCGACUUCGGCGAUUAUCCAUACAACACGGUGCCCAAUCAAGUCCAGCGAUUGUUUAAGGCGCAACAGCUGCACGAUCGGAAACAGUGGGACACUAGGCGGAAGCUGACCGCUGAACAACGGAAGUCGACUCCAUAUAUUGAUUACCUGCGUCCGAUUGUGGCUGACGGUGAUACGGGACAUGGUGGACUUUCCGCUGUACUGAAGCUGGCCAAGCUUUUCGCGGAGAAUGGCGCUGCCGCAGUGCACUUCGAGGAUCAGCUUCACGGCGGAAAGAAAUGCGGUCACCUAGCUGGCAAGGUCCUUGUGCCCAUUGGGGAGCAUAUUAACAGAUUGGUCGCAGCGCGCUUCCAGUGGGAUCUAAUGGGGACUGAGAACCUGCUUAUCGCACGCACGGAUUCCGAAAGUGGACGGCUCAUCAGCAGCGCUAUCGAUGUGCGCGACCACGAAUUCAUUCUUGGGGUGACGGAGGAGGUUGAGCCACUCGCCGAGACCUUGCAGGCUAUGGAAAGGGAGGGCGCUGCUCCUUCGGAGAUCGAUGCCUAUGAAUCCGACUGGGUCAAGAAACACAAGCUGGUCACCUUUGAUGAAGCCGUCGACGCGCAUCUCGAAGCAGAAAAGGCUCCUCAGUCUGCCCGGGACGCAUACAAGAAGCGUGUUCAAGAGAGCCCCGAUCUAUCUAUCUCCCGCCGCAGAGUCCUAGCCAGCGAUUACACAAAGAAACCUGUUGUCUGGUCUUGUGAUAGCCCCCGAACCAGGGAAGGAUAUUAUCACUACCGUGCUGGGUUCCCCGCCGCUACAAAGCGAGCACGGGAGUUCGCACCGUAUGCGGAUCUUCUCUGGGUCGAGACCGGUGAUCCAGACGUUGCGAAAGCAGGGUCGCUGGCAGGAGAGGUGCGCAAGGCGUUCCCCGGCAAGAAGCUGGUAUACAACCUGAGUCCGUCCUUCAACUGGAUGGGACAUGGCUUCAACGAGGCAUCGCUCAAAUCGUUUAUCUGGGAUCUGGCGCAACAUGGGUUCGUACUUCAACUCAUCUCGCUUGCCGGACUACACAGCAACGCAACGAUCACGACAGAACUCUCCCGGGCUUUCAAGGAAGAUGGUAUGCUCGCUUACGUGCGCAUGGUUCAAGCUCGGGAGAAGGAGCUGGGUGUGGAUGUGCUUACACACCAGAAAUGGAGUGGUGCACCCUAUCUGGACGGCAUCCUUGGGGCAAUCCAAAGUGGCAGUAGUAGCAGCAAGAGUAUGGGCGAGGGCAACACAGAGAAGGGCUUCUGAAGGAAUUGUGAAUGGCUUUGUAACCUAAUGAUAAAUGAGACGCAACAACAAUUCUUAGUG
Messenger RNA from Aspergillus japonicus CBS 114.51, 1926 nucleotides. RefSeq names its product methylisocitrate lyase ICL2. Gene Ontology annotation, molecular function: methylisocitrate lyase activity; isocitrate lyase activity. Gene Ontology annotation, cellular component: mitochondrial matrix. Lineage: Eukaryota; Fungi; Ascomycota; Eurotiomycetes; Eurotiales; Aspergillaceae. Bases 55 to 1866 code for a protein of 603 amino acids. The record is from RefSeq and is a predicted model, not a curated record. The transcript is spliced from 6 exons.